This is a messenger RNA of Purpureocillium lilacinum, 306 nucleotides long. Lineage: Eukaryota; Fungi; Ascomycota; Sordariomycetes; Hypocreales; Ophiocordycipitaceae. The record is from RefSeq and is a predicted model, not a curated record.
AUGACGAAUUCCAGGCCGCAGGCUGCGCCCGCAAGCGUGAGACUGCGGAUGGGUAGCACGAUGCGCUGCGGCAUCAUCAACACCAAUCCAUAUCGUCGGGUCCGCAGGGUGAGUCCAGACCGAUGCCGGGCAGGCGACGCCGCCGAGUUCGAUCGUGGCCAUCAGGGUCUCGCCGACACGAGCUCGCUGCAUCACCUUAUAUGUCAUUUGUCAUGGCGUACAUGGCCAUGCUCCGGCGGGUUGACAUCGUUGGCUCGGCAGCCAUGUAAUACCGGCUACCGCUGUGCUCGGUGGACCGUGGCUUGA